Molecule: messenger RNA, 381 nt
Organism: Diabrotica balteata
Lineage: Eukaryota; Metazoa; Arthropoda; Insecta; Coleoptera; Chrysomelidae
Source: the annotation of a GenBank genome assembly
AUGUUAGAGUCUUUGAAAUUAGAUAUUAAUAACUAUAGAGGCCAGUCUUGCAACAAUGCCAGAUUACAAAAGAAUUCUCCCUUAAAACCACGCAUGGACAAAUUCAUACGACGAGUAAUAGAAGCAGGUUUUAUCAAAAAGUGGAUGGACGACGUUAUGCAAAAAGUACUUACAUCAGAAAUCCAAAUAGAAGACACUGGUACCACCAAAGCAAUAAUGAACUUAAAGAAAUUCUCUGGAGCUUUGGUAGCUUUAAUUAUCGGCUACAUUAUAGGAAUUAUUACCUUAAUUGUAGAAAACUGCUACUUUUAUCUUAGAGUUGCAAAGAAUCCACAAUUUAAUAAAUAUUCUAGGCAAAUUGUUGUCAAAAAAUCCAAAUAG